UUACAAUGCUCUGAAGUUUCAUAAUCGACAAUAGACACAUAAACGCAUUCAUUCUAAACCUAACGUUGGUGCGUGCCGCCAGUUCUGUCUAUGGUGAACCGUUAUGCCCGCCCCCUAAGGUGGCCCAUCCCUCCGUGUCUACCCCGCACUAACCGACUCUUGCUAUAGCUCCAACGAAACCUCGGCCUAGAGCUCAGAGCCUAGAGCUCGGAACCGUGCACAAGCUCGCCGACAACCAACCCUCCGAAGCCUCGCAACGUGGUCAGACACUCCCAACACCUUGCUAUCUGCGUCUGGACAGUUUUGGAGUAUUGAGACGGCAUUUCGGGUAUCUCACGUCCUCCAAUCACUUAACAAUGGCAAUGAAAAUGAGGCUUGGGUCGCGUGCCCUCCUUGCAGGCGCGGUUCGGCCAGCUGCAGCCGCCGCAGCUCUUACCAGCCGUUCCGCCUUCUCGCUGAGAUCGUAUGCCACUGCCGAGCCCGACCUAAAGGCGACACUGAAAGAGGUGAUUCCGGCCAAGAGGGAGCUGUUUAAGAAGGUCAAGGCCCAUGGAUCCAAGGUCAUUGGCGAGGUCAAGGUCGAGAACACGAUUGGGGGCAUGCGCGGGCUCAAGGCCAUGAUCUGGGAGGGCUCCGUGCUCGAUGCCAACGAGGGCAUCCGCUUCCACGGCCGCACCAUCAAGGACUGCCAGAAGGAGCUGCCCAAGGGCAAGACGGGUACCGAGAUGCUGCCCGAGGCCAUGUUCUGGCUACUCCUGACGGGCCGCGUACCCUCGGUCAACCAGGUCCGCGACUUCUCGCGCGAGCUGGCCGAGCAGGCCCAGCUGCCCGACUUUGUCAACAAGAUGCUCGACAACUUUCCCACCGACCUGCACCCCAUGACCCAGUUCGCCAUUGCUGUCUCGGCCCUCAACUACACAUCCAAGUUCGCCAAGGCCUAUGCUGACGGCCUGAACAAGGCCGACUACUGGGAACCCACAUUUGACGACUGUAUCUCGCUGCUAGCCAAGCUCCCUACCAUCGCCGCCAAGAUCUACCAGAACUCGUACCGCGGCGGUGGUGCCCUGCCGGCAGAUGUCGACCUAGAGCAGGAUUGGUCUUACAAUUUUGCUGCCAUGCUCGGCAAGGGCGGGAAGGAGAACGAGAACUUCCAGGACCUGUUGAGGCUGUACUUGGCCCUUCACGGCGACCACGAGGGCGGUAAUGUCUCGGCCCAUGCAACCCACCUUGUCGGGAGCGCACUGAGCGACCCCUUCCUCAGCUACAGUGCCGGCCUCCAGGGCCUCGCUGGACCACUGCACGGUCUCGCGGCGCAGGAAGUGCUCCGCUGGAUCAUCCAGAUGAAGGACAACAUCCCGGCCUCGUACACGGACGCCGACGUCAAGGACUACCUGUGGACGACGCUCAAGUCGGGGCGCGUGGUGCCGGGGUACGGGCACGCGGUGCUGCGUAAGCCGGACCCGCGGUUUGAGGCGCUGAUGGACUACGCCGCGGCGCGGCCCGAGAUUGCGCGGGACCCCGUGUUCCAGCUGGUGCAGAAGAACAGCCGCAUCGCGCCCGACGUGCUCAAGGAGCACGGCAAGACCAAGAACCCGUACCCCAACGUCGACAGCAGCUCGGGCGUCCUGUUCCACCACUACGGCUUCCACGAGACGCUGUAUUACACCGCCACGUUCGGCGUCUCGCGCGGCCUCGGGCCCCUCGCCCAGCUCAUCUGGGACCGCGCCCUCGGCCUGCCCAUUGAGCGGCCCAAGAGCAUCAACCUCGAGGGCCUGCUGAAGCAGGUCGAGGCUUGAGGUGACGGCGAAAACAAAAAAGAAUCAGUUGAGAGAUAACAGAGAGAGAGAGGAAAUGUCCAUUGUUUAGAGCCGGGAAUAUUUUGUGCUUGUCGCCUGAAAAGCCUGAACGGUCAUUUGUUUAG
Molecule: messenger RNA, 1921 nt
Organism: Lasiosphaeria miniovina
Lineage: Eukaryota; Fungi; Ascomycota; Sordariomycetes; Sordariales; Lasiosphaeriaceae
Product: citrate synthase-like protein
Exons: 3
Coding region: 357-1796 (479 amino acids)
Biological process (GO): carbohydrate metabolic process; tricarboxylic acid cycle
Cellular component (GO): mitochondrial matrix
Molecular function (GO): 2-methylcitrate synthase activity
Source: RefSeq, a predicted model, not a curated record